AUGAUGGCGUUGGAAAUUCUCGAAAGGCUGGAGUCGAUUUGUCAUGGCGCUCGCAUUCGUCAGCUAUUCGAUUAUGUUGUUGGAGUUAGCACAGGGGCGAUAAUAUGUGCAAUGGUCGCUGGUCUCGAUUUGUCCAUCAGAGAAUGCAAACAGAUCUACCGCCUGUUUCCUUCGCGGGUUUUCCAGCAAAGCAAAGUUGCUGGCUCCCUUGGGCUGCUGUUGUCGCAUUCUUAUUAUGAUACUGAUAACUUCCUUGUUCUUUUGCGUCAGAUAUGUGGCGAAAAGACGUUGCUGGACACGUCGACGGAUCUUUUCCCAAAGGUAAACUUAGCUUGUCGUUUUUAG
Molecule: messenger RNA, 345 nt
Organism: Soboliphyme baturini
Lineage: Eukaryota; Metazoa; Nematoda; Enoplea; Dioctophymatida; Soboliphymatidae
Source: the annotation of a GenBank genome assembly